Peromyscus leucopus (white-footed mouse) is the source of this 1253-nucleotide messenger RNA. Its product is annotated as periphilin-1-like. The coding region runs from base 293 to 1234 and encodes 313 amino acids. Lineage: Eukaryota; Metazoa; Chordata; Mammalia; Rodentia; Cricetidae. Gene Ontology annotation, cellular component: nucleoplasm. The transcript is spliced from 2 exons. Gene Ontology annotation, biological process: protein localization to heterochromatin; negative regulation of DNA-templated transcription; negative regulation of gene expression, epigenetic. The record is from RefSeq and is a predicted model, not a curated record.
CCGACCUGGGUUAUUUCCGGAAGCGAGGCCGGCUGCUUUCCCUCUGCUUCCGCAGGGCUCGGAGUGGGUCCCGGGACUAGUGACGAGCACGUACCAACCAGACCUCUAACUACUCCUGUGGCAGCCUGCGUGUCAGCAUCCUGGAACCUCAAGCCAUCAAUCCACACUGAAGCCCAUAUCUUCUAGAGUCCAGCCUAUCUAGGGUGCAGGUGAAUUUUGAGGCCUAUGUCUCAGUGCCCAUCAAAGGACCAUUAGGACUGCUUUGGUGAACUUGUGACCAGCCCAGCCAUCCAUGCUUCACAUCCCUGUUAUCCUUGGUCACCGUCCAAGAUCACUGUACAGAAGAGAUGAGAUAUGGUCUAACAGACCAUAUGACAAAGUACUUCCUCAGAAUGCCCACAGCGAUGAAUCUGGCCUUAGGAGAACGGGAGAUGGUCUUUCUGCAAGCCAACAGCAUGAGUGCAGGGACAUAAAAGAUGAUUUUAAAAGAAAAUGUUCCUCCUCUUCCCAUUAUUCAAGACAGUGGUCUCCCUAUAAAGGGACUUCUUGUUUUUUCAGAAAUUCAAAUAUAGGUCAAAAAGACUCCCCACACAGCAGAUCUGGAUCUAGUGGAGGGCACUCUCCAAAAGGAAUCCAACAGUAUUCUUCCCAUUGGUCACAGCUUAGGACAUCCACGAAUGCUAAUGCCUCCUACAGAUGGGACAGAGAGGAAAAGCCGGAAGGAGGUCAAAAGAGACCUGGCCAGUCUUUGAAAACAUCAAGAGACACACACCCAUUAAGUUCUUCAGCAGUUCCUUCAUCAGAAAUUUUAGACAAACUCAACAACUUCAAUGAAAAUGCACUUCCUGAAGCUACCAGCAGGCAGGCUGUAGAAAAUCCAAAGAUGGCAGAUGAAGGUGACUUCCCUAAAAUUUCUGAGUUUGAAGUUGGAUUCACAGAACCGUUACUUAUGGAUCAGCCACAGGGACCUGAGUCAAACAGAACAGAAGGCACAGAAUUAGUCAGUGACCAACUAACUGAUCGCCUUAAAGCAAUAGCAUCAAAAACCAAGGAAAUUGAGCAAGCAUACCACCAAGACUGUGAAACCUUUGGGAUGGUGGUGAAAAUGCUGGUUGAAAAAGAUCCUUCAUUAGAAAAGUCCAUUCAAUUUGCAUUUAGGCAGAAUUUACAUGAAAUAAGUGAGCGGUGUGUGGAAGAGCUCAGACAGUUCAUUGCAGAGUAUGAUGCUUCCUAAGAAUUGGAGCUCUAGCAGA